AUGAUCCAGGCCGGGCACGACGGCAGAGGCAGCCGCACCGACAACAGCGGCGGCUCCCCGAGGCUCCAGCACUGCGCUCAGCCUCCCGGCAGCAGCGGCGGCGGCAGCAGCCGGACCAAAGAUGCCAGACACCAGCAGCAGCGGCAUCAUGGAGGGUCCAUGCUGAAGCAGCCGUCGCUCAACGAGCCAGCCGACGUCGUGAGGCGCGCGCUGGACUUCAAGAGCCAAGGCACCCAGUGCUACAAGGACAAGAAGUACCGGGAGGCGAUCGGCAAGUACCACCGCGCUCUGCUGGAGAUCAAGGGGCUGUGCAGGGUGCUGGGGGAUCCGGACACCGGCUCCAAGCCGCCGUCCCCCCUCCUGCCCACCAUCAGCAAGUCCAGCACGCUGACGGAUGAGCAGAAGGGCGCCAUGGAGAACGCAGAGCUGGAGUGUUACAACAGCUUGGCUGCUUGCCUGCUGCAAAUGGAGCUGGUGAACUAUGAGCGAGUGAAGGAAUACUGUCUGAAGGUGCUUUACAAGGAGGGGAAGAACUUCAAGGCUCUGUACCGGUCCGGCGUGGCCUACUACCACCUGGGAGACUUCCAGAAGGCCCUUUACUACCUGAAGGAGUCAAACAAACAGGAACCGUCAGACACCAAUGCCAUCCGCUACAUCCAGCUGACAGAGAUGAAGAUUCGCCGAAAUGCCCAAAGGGAAAAGAAGGAGGCGACAUAAGGACUGUCAGUCUGAUGGCUUCGCAGGCGUCAGUACUUUCAGCCCAACUGUGUGCCACCGAGACCUUACACACCACGAGAGGUGUGAAAACACAUUUGUUUGCUUUUGCCUCGCACAACAUCACGUUGGCAGUUAUGUUAUUGAACUUCAUUGUUGUGUGCUCGAAGCAUUUUAUUUUAUUUUUUUUAAUGUAUAGCACCUGAUGCUGCGUGUCUCUCUCAAAACCGCCAAAUUGAUCCAUUGUCACAAGCCUUUUGUAACCCUUACAAACUGAUGCACUGCCAGUCCAAACAUUGCACAUACAGGCCAACACUUGUGAUAGACACAGGAGCAACAAGUUCCAGCAUGUCCGCAGGCAAGUGUAACUGCAAAAUAGCGCGUGCCCUCGAACAAGAUGUCUCUUGAGUGGAACCGAGUAAAUUAAUUAACAACCACCUGCACACUUUUUUGAAAGUAUCUUUUUUUUUUUAUACUCUAGAUUUUAUCUGAAGUAAAGGUGCUUUCAUUAAGUAGGUUUCUAACUCAUGCUAAUGCAUGAGGGCAAGACCACCAAGAGCACAUGGGUGCUAGUGGAAGAAUGAACUUAAGAGGGAGAUCACAACAUGUAAAUAGGCUGCUUUGUAUGACUCAUGAAAAAUAUAACGGAGCAGCGAUUUGUGUUUAUUGAUGCCAAAACAAAGCACUUCAUUCACAGCAUUACUCUAUUAACAAAUACUGUAUGUUUAUUGUAAAGGUAUGUGUGUAAUAAAUGUCUACUGAUUGAA
Pungitius pungitius (ninespine stickleback) is the source of this 1481-nucleotide messenger RNA. Its product is annotated as tetratricopeptide repeat protein 9A. Lineage: Eukaryota; Metazoa; Chordata; Actinopteri; Perciformes; Gasterosteidae. The transcript has 3 exons. The coding region runs from base 1 to 717 and encodes 238 amino acids. Gene Ontology annotation, molecular function: protein binding. The record is from RefSeq and is a predicted model, not a curated record.